Messenger RNA from Eucalyptus grandis, 411 nucleotides. RefSeq names its product major strawberry allergen Fra a 1-3-like. Lineage: Eukaryota; Viridiplantae; Streptophyta; Magnoliopsida; Myrtales; Myrtaceae. The record is from RefSeq and is a predicted model, not a curated record. Gene Ontology annotation, cellular component: cytoplasm; nucleus. The transcript has 3 exons. The coding region runs from base 1 to 411 and encodes 136 amino acids. Gene Ontology annotation, molecular function: signaling receptor activity; abscisic acid binding; protein phosphatase inhibitor activity. Gene Ontology annotation, biological process: abscisic acid-activated signaling pathway; defense response.
AUGGUGGAGUUGGUAGUAUUAAGCAUACCAAGUUUGGCGAAAUACACUAAGCACAAGAUUGACACUCUUGAGGUUGAGAAUUUCUACUACAAAUAUACUUUGAUUGAAAGGGGUAUCGAGUUCGACAAAAUUGAGUUCAUUGUCUAUGAGGUGAAGUGCACAUCAAUUGAUGGUGGAUGCGUUUGCAAGAUGAGUAACGACUAUCAUGUUAAGGAAGGGGCAGAGCUCAAGGAAGAUGAAAUCAAGCAGGGCAAAGAUAGGGCUAUGGGAUUGUUCAAGAUAGUUGCAGAGUACCUCUUGAAAUUGAAGUUUUUGUCUUUGGAGACCGUUUUGAGGUGUUUCCGGGCCCUGUACCUUAGGCCCGCUUUGGAGAAAAACAUCCCCUGCGAAGUUCCCGACGUUUCGAUCUGA